UUCAGCUAAUCAUCGGCAUAGAUCAUGCACUUCGUCUUGUUAUUAGUUAUGUUUAUUUCUUCCUCGAAGGCCGUAAAAAUAAUCCUAUCUAAUACGGCAGCUACUACCGCUACUACAGCUAUGACCACAACUGUAGAAUCGGCGUUCAACACUCACCAUACAACUGAGGAUGGUGACGAUCUUCUAAUUAACACAGCAACAUCCACUUUUCUCCUAAGUACCGUUACCGAAAAUGUAUGGCCAGAAUUUCCUCCAAAAAAAGCCACCGAAAAAUAUGCCGCGACUUCGACAACACCGAGUACUACAACGCAAUCGCAGCCCAUUGAGGUGGCUGGAAACAGGAACGAGACAACAAGGGAUUUAAUAAAAGAUGAGAGUUCUGAAAAGUAUUCCAGUGCUUAUUGCUUUUGUGAUCUGCGUUUAGAUGAAUGUGAUAUAAAUUGCUGCUGUGAUCCCAAUUGUCAUCCAAUGGUAUUUAAAAGUUUUGUAUGCUCACAGGACCCUUUAUUCGAAAAGACGUACAAAGGGCGUUUCGAAAAUUUCAAAUUACAUCAAGGAUUACCGACUUGUGAACAAGAGAACAGUUGGUUAUGUAUCUUCUGGUCCAAUGCCCAUAAGCAUAAGGAACAGGAAACUGUAAAAGCCAUGCGUUACGAUACCUCGCAGUAUUACUCUUGGCCAAAUAUAUUAGAAGAGAAAAGUGAAGAAGAGGCUCAUGACUUUUUCAAAUAUGGCGAUCCAUUGCAAAUUGUAAACAUCAACACUAGCUAUGUAGGAAACUUUGAUCUACCGUCUAACUUUGAGUCUCCUUAUUGUCGGCACCAAGAGCCAUUGCGUCAUUUAAUGGCUUUUAAACGGAGUUGUAUAAUGGCACAAUACGAAGAGCUGAUCGAACUGCAAGAAUCGUUUACAAAUUUCAAUCAAAGUGCAAAAAUCCUAAGCAAACCUGAAACCAACAACAACUUGAAAAAUUUUACAACUGACGCCGCAGAAGUUCGAAUAGUUGUUUGUAAUGUAACCUUGGACGCAUGUAUUCCCAACGCAGAUCAAAUGCGGGAAAAGGGAAAUCUCAAACAUGUUCUACUGUCUAAAAUUAAUAUAAAAAUAUUGCAUAAUUUUACGCACAUAUCAGGGUCCGUCAUCGAAAUGUGGUAUAAGAACGCGGACUUUGACGAGAAUACAAGCCCAACUAUGGACUUAUGGCUCAAUAUAGAAGUUGAUUUUUACAAUAGAAGCAUAGAGGAAGUACUUUACAAUGGAUUUAGGGAAAAGACAAAAAUUAUAUCCGGUCCUUUGGGUUAUCUAAUGGAUCAGCCUGUACUUGUGGCAAAAUAUAUGCCCUACACCUUAAGUUUGCCUCUUGCACCUGAUAAUCGCAUAUUAAAUUACUUCCAUGAGACCGCUGAAACGAGUAACACAUUGGCUGUACUAAGAAGACAUAAUGGCUGGUGUCAUAGGGAUAAGAGUCCCCAGAAUCUCGUACACUUUGGCAUAAAUCUAAUGAUUUCUUGCAAAAUGCGGUUGAGCGACGAUAUUCUUCGAUACAAAGAGCCGGGGAAAAUGAAUUUCUCUUCUCUCUGUGUACAUCUGAAAGAGCAAGCACAGUACCAACUAAUUGGUAGUGACCUAAAUCAAGAAGAUUUAGACAAUUAUUUUGUAUCGGUAUUGGGUAAGCCUCGUAAUCAAAGCAGUAACUGGUUGCCACUACAAUUGUACAACUUUAAUUUUAAUCCGGCAGUGGGGCAAUACAAUGAACAAACAAACUCUUUUAUAUGUCACAACAUUCAGUUAAGUCUCUCAUAUGAAUUUUACAUGGCUACGGAACAUUUUGAUGGAAUACCACAUCAAAAUACAAUUAAGCGAGCUGCUAUCGCUAUGGGACAACGUCAUGAUUUGGAAUUCUCCCUAGAUGAGAACAUAGAAGUUCCGCUAGUCACAACCAUUCGAUUUUACGAUGCAAAUGCUCUCGCAGCAUCAAAAGGUAGCAAUAUUAAGAACUUGUUUAAUGUAAUCCUAGUAAUAAUAAUUUUCGUUUAA
Glossina fuscipes is the source of this 2037-nucleotide messenger RNA. Its product is annotated as tectonic. The record is from RefSeq and is a predicted model, not a curated record. Bases 25 to 2037 code for a protein of 670 amino acids. Gene Ontology annotation, biological process: cilium assembly. The transcript is spliced from 3 exons. Gene Ontology annotation, cellular component: ciliary transition zone. NCBI's taxonomy places the organism in Eukaryota, Metazoa, Arthropoda, Insecta, Diptera, Glossinidae.